AACGACGACGACGGCAGUUCCUGUCCACCUGUCGGCCACGACAAACGCCGGUGAACCGAUAACGUCGACGCACCACGAAAACCGCAUUAUCGCACGUGGUCAACUGCGCGCGCAUACGAGACUCGUCUUACGAUAAUAAUUUAUUAUUAAUUGUUGAUAAAUUGUUAUUUAUUAUUAAUAUUAUUAUUAUACCUUUCGAGGUCCGGUUAAUUGUCCUUGACAUAAUAUUACAAAUAAUUGAGACACGGCAGAUAAGCUGCACGGGUCUCACCCUGAGAAGCGAUCUUUUUUUUCUCGCUCCAACCAAUCGACCAUUUUAAUAAUUUAUUAUAAUUACAUUUAAACGAUAACGAGACGAUACUAAUAAUAAUAUAACAGUAAAAUAUACCAACGUUUUCCGUGUCGCGUCCCGCGAGGCUCCAUACACGCGAUUUUAGCCCAGACGAAGCGGACAUCAUGCGGCGUCGUACCGCUGUAGCAGAAGCCGUCGUCGGUGCCGCGGCGGCCGUGCUCUUGACGCUGAUCGGCGUCGCGGACGCGGGCAGCUGCUUGGAAGCCAAGCUGUGCUGUCCCGGUCGCGACUCGGCGUGCGUCGUCCAGAAGACGCCCAUCAACGCCAUCAUCGAAGACCCAACGGACAAGCCAUGUUACUGCGACCACGCGUGCCUCAAGCUCGGCGACUGUUGCACCGAUUUCAAACCCGCUUGCGGAGUGAUUGAUUGUGUGAUGUCAGAGUGGGAAUCAUGGAGUGAAUGUGACACGGAAUGCGGAAGUGGCAUGAUGACAAGAAAAAGACAAGUGAUGAAAACACCAGUAAAUGGCGGCAAACAUUGUCCUUCGAUGGUGCAGAAAAGAGCGUGCAUGGGAACCAGAUGCCCCAAUUAUCCCGGGAGUGCACUAAAAGAAACCGCCAUGUUGCUGCCUGCGUCUUUGGCAUCCAACCGUUUGAGUAAUGAGUCCCAAGAUAUACGUCACAAUUUAAAGUACCGCUUGUCAAAAGAACCAGUCGAUUUAGAUUCAAAGGAGUACUGUGUUCUUUUCGAGGUGAUGAAAGCGACCAAGGCCUGCAGAAAAGUGUCCGAAUACUCUUUGCUCAGAGAAGGUGAACGCGUGUGCGUGCGCUGCGACACACAGGUGAUGCGACAGUCACUGGGCUUCCGGUGCCCGGGCCACGGGACAAUGGAUCGGGCGACGAGAUGGACCGUACUGUCGGCGCCCCAUUGUCACGGAAAAUGGGUUCGUCUCGAGUCGGCUGGACAACAGGACGGGCACUCGUGUCCGAUGUGUAAAAAAGGAGCGCAGUUCGUAUUCGUAUAAGCCGGCGGCCGCUGCUCACCUAAGUAUAAAACAUAUUAUACGAAAUCCCUUUGAUUUUUUUUUUUUAUAUACACCUACAUAGGUUCCCACCCAUAGUUCGUCCAUCCACUUCACACCCCUCACCACUACUACCCCACACCACUUCUUCCGCGGCACAUUCGGAUCCAAGUCUUCGUACCGCCAUAUAUACGUAUACCUACAUAUACGCGCGUGUGUGUGUGUGUGCAAAGCCCGACCAUACACGUUUUUUAGAAAAAAGUAAUACGACAUAAUAAUAAUAAUAAAAGUAUAACAACAACAAUAAUUCUUACAUAUUUUUAAGACCGUAUUAUGUAUAUUAUAUAAAUGCACAGGGCGGUCCAUUAAAAUAGGAAUAGCUUCACUGAUUGUUUACAAAUAAGUCUGAAUUGUUGUUACAUAUCACGUCCUACCCCCUCCGAAAAAAAAAGAAAGUAUUUGAUAAUUUUACAUUCGGAAACUGAAUACUUUUCUAAAAAGUAUUGAUUAAUGUCUAGAAUAUUAAAUAACAUAUAGUUACUUUUUAAGUGUUUAAAGUUUUGGUGAGAGGACAAUAACUUUUACCGGGUGCCUACCGCGGUACCCCUUACCGUUUUACUCAAUCUAAACUUUAAAUGCUUAUCAAUAUUGUACCAACAAUGUUUUUAUAAAAGUAUUUUGUUUCCCAUGAUACAAUUUAAUAUAUAUAUAUAUAUAUAUCGACAUUAAAAUAAUUAAAAACUUUUAAAAAGUGACUGCGUACCACGAAAAACUUUAAAAAUGAGAUUUUUUGGAAAGUGUAGUGUGUUAUAAAAAUAUACUGAACAAUAUUUAAAAGCAUUUAAAAUUUUUAAAAACACAAGAAUUGACUUCGAAAAUCAGUGAGGCCAUUUAAAUGGAUCACACUUCCAUCGUAUCAUAUUUUAUUAUAAUACAGUCAAACUCUGUUAACUCAAUAUAUUCGGUACCUCGAAAUUUUUCCUGGUCCUAAUAGAAUUUCCUAUUAUUUGGAUUAUCCUUGGAUAACCCCAACUUUUUGGAUGGUCCCUUCAACUUCAAGUUAACCAAGUUCGACUGUAUAUUAUACGAUAUGUCAGUAUACAUAUUAUUAUUAUAUUUUGUGUGUAUUCCGAGCUGGUACGUACCUACCUCUUUUCAGGUGCUAAUUUUACUCGUACAUAUCCUUGUCGUCACGUGUUUUCAUAUUAAUUUCAUUAUUAGUUAUUAUAUAUUUUACUAUUUCAUAUUAUCUUACAAUCCACGUCAACCUCUCUCCGCCCUCAAAUUACUCAUAUUUUCAAUAUUAUAUACAAUUAUUAAUUAUUGGCAUAUGUAUCUUUUUGUUUCAAUAGUAUAUUUUAAAAUAUAUAGCUGUAAACGAAUCCCCGCUUUCUGCCCGAAAAGAAAUUGUAAAUAUAACAUGAUAAUAUACCAUUACAUAAUAAUAGUAAUUUUAUAAGUUUAAUUUUGAA
Myzus persicae (green peach aphid) is the source of this 2786-nucleotide messenger RNA. It is a transcript of the gene vex, whose product is annotated as somatomedin-B and thrombospondin type-1 domain-containing protein. The transcript is spliced from 5 exons. Lineage: Eukaryota; Metazoa; Arthropoda; Insecta; Hemiptera; Aphididae. The record is from RefSeq and is a predicted model, not a curated record. The coding region runs from base 457 to 1317 and encodes 286 amino acids.